Messenger RNA from Mangifera indica (mango), 1247 nucleotides. RefSeq names its product GEM-like protein 2. The transcript is spliced from 4 exons. NCBI's taxonomy places the organism in Eukaryota, Viridiplantae, Streptophyta, Magnoliopsida, Sapindales, Anacardiaceae. The record is from RefSeq and is a predicted model, not a curated record. Bases 356 to 1045 code for a protein of 229 amino acids.
AACGGAAAGUGAAAAUGGGUGUAAAAAGCAAAGAGAACGAAGAUGGUUCGUCCACUGUUGUUUGUUCGAAGAAUCUUUCUCUGCUCGAGACUUAACAAAAAGAAUGCCAAAGAGUGAAGGGACGGCGCCUGUGAUGCGAUUCCAUUUGCCGCCUAUUGUGUAGCCUGGCCUGUCAUAUGAUCGUCACUAUCAUAUUCUUCAUCAUCUUCCUCCUUUCAAGUUGUGCAGUUAUACCUUUUACUUUAUUUGGAUUCCCAGAACCGACAUCUUACCGAAACCACUUCAAAUAACCCACUCAAUCAAUCAGCGCAAGUGUAAGAUAAACACCCGUGUAACCCCUGCCACUACCCACGCCAUGAGUUCGAACAAUAACAGCAAUCCUUACAUCCGUCUUUCCUUUCAUUAUGCGUCUUAUGGGAGACCGAUUGGUACAAUCUGCGAGAUGUUGAACAGGUACGGGAAAAGGGUUGAAGAUGCCACACGAAAAGCAGAGGUUUUUGCUGAUAACAUCUGGAAUCACCUCAAGGUCAGUCCCAGCCUCGGCGAUGCAGCAAUGGCAAGGCUUGCUCAAGGAACCAAAGUGCUGGCUGAAGGAGGGCAUGAGAAGUUGUUCCAACAAGAGUUUCAGAUAUUGCCUGGAGAGAAGCUCGUAAAGGCAUUUGUGUGCUAUCUGUCAACUUCCACUGGACCAGUGAUUGGGACACUUUAUAUAUCAACUAAAAGAAUGACGUUUUGCAGUGAUUAUUCCUUCUGUCAUUACACUUCCCUGGGACAACAGCAGUGGAUGUAUUACAAGGUGGUGGUGGGUCUUGAUCAGCUGGGGACAGUGAAUCCGUCUACUAAUAGAUUGAACCCUUCUGAAAAGUACAUCCAUAUUGUCACCAGAGAUGGCUAUGAAUUCUGGUUUAUGGGGUUCAUAUCUUACGACAAGGCACUCAAGACUUUAACUGAAACUUUGCAGCACCACCGGGAUUAUUCUGCAGGAAUUGUUCAAGUCCAAGUGCAUGACGGUUCUGUUAAUUCCACUCAAAAUCCCAAUCACUAAAAUGAUUAAAAUGCAUCUGUGAAUAUGUUAUAUGUAAUAAAAAUUUUCUGUUACUGAGUUGGCAUUUUGUUUAGAUAUAUCUAGUUUGCUUUAUAUGAUAAAAAUAAACACAGAAGCGUUGAGUGUCUCUGAGCUAUGAUUUUACUUUUGGUUCGUGCUGUAUAUGGCUUGGUUUUGUUAUGAGACUACUAAUUUCUCUUUA